Saccoglossus kowalevskii is the source of this 900-nucleotide messenger RNA. Its product is annotated as transmembrane protein 45B-like. NCBI's taxonomy places the organism in Eukaryota, Metazoa, Hemichordata, Enteropneusta, Harrimaniidae. The record is from RefSeq and is a predicted model, not a curated record.
AUGGGAAAACUGGGACGAGAAAUGCACUUUGAAAGGUGCUACUAUUGGCCAUGUUAUCCCUGGAUUUUUCAUCGUAGUCCUCGGGGCUUGGUUCACGUUAAGAACUCAUAUCGCUUCGUCAAAUCGAACUACACAUCUGUACAGCCAUUGACGGAACCAUCAGACGAUGGACGCCACAACUUCUUCAGCAAAUUUCUGCGACGUCCAGCGGAGUUUUGGGAAGGCGCUGCGCUCCUUGUGCUGAGUUGCAUCGGCUUUAUAGGGGAACAGUCUAUCCCGUAUUCGAAAUGGGAACUGUUUAAUGCCACGGAACCCACUCCAACCGUUUGUACACCGGCGGAGUGGCAACACUGUACCAUGUACGCAUUUUUUAUUACCUACGCCAUUGUGCUUCUCCUGUCGCGUACCUGUGUAUCUGGUCUGCGUUCUUACGAAACUUUCUUCUGCGCCCUGGCGUUCUUCAGUGAAGCGCUCUUGUUUUAUUUCCACUCCCAGCAAAGAAAUUCCCUUCUCGAUUACACCGUCCAUUCGAUGAUAGUGCUAGCAGCGACGAUGACUGCAAUCAUUUCGACGGCCGAGAUCUGGAUGGUCAAUGACACCUUGCUACCGUUUCUACGGUCGGCGACGAUCAUGCUACAGGGGACGUGGUUUUUGCAAAUAGCUUCAAUGCUGACAGGACAAUGGGAGGGGAAAUGCUCGCCGUGGACUGACUCCCAUGCCAAUGCCAUGUUUGCCACGAUGGCAGUCGGUUGGCACCUUGCAGUUAGUAUACUAUUCACAUUUGGGAUUCUCGGUAUCGUCUCGUUUAUUUGCGAUAAGGGCAAGUCUUCUGAAAGUCCAUCUCCCACAAUUAAAGACGAUGCCCAGCACGAACCUUUAUUACACACAUAUAAGACGUAG